This is a messenger RNA of Penicillium canariense, 771 nucleotides long. Its product is annotated as putative Phosphoserine phosphatase. Bases 1 to 771 code for a protein of 256 amino acids. Gene Ontology annotation, molecular function: phosphatase activity. The record is from RefSeq and is a predicted model, not a curated record. The transcript has 6 exons. Lineage: Eukaryota; Fungi; Ascomycota; Eurotiomycetes; Eurotiales; Aspergillaceae.
AUGGGGUCCACUGUCCUUCCGUACAUGGAGACCAAGCCUAAGUUGAUCUUUUUCACCGACUUCGACGGUACAAUCACCGUAGACGACAGCAAUGACUUCAUGAUUGACAACCUUGGCUUCGGCCGCGAGGAGCGCCGCAAGCUGAACGAUGCGGUUCUGGAGGAGACCAUGAGUUUCCGUGAUGCCUUCCGCGCAAUGCUCGAGAGCAUCAAGACCCCCUACGACGAGUGCAUCGAGACCCUGAAGAAGAACAUGAAGCUGGACCCAUACUUUGAAGAGUUCUAUUACUGGGCAGAGAAGAACAACGUGCCCAUCGUCAUUCUGUCCUCCGGCAUGCGCCCGAUCAUUAGCGCGCUGCUCGAGCAGUUCCUUGGCCAUGAGCCUAAGAGCCACCUCACUAUUGUCUGCAACGAGGUGAUCUCGCGGGAUGGCAAGGGCAUUAACAGCGAGGGUGGCUGGCAGAUUCAGUAUCACGAUGAGAGCCACUUCGGCCACGACAAGUCCCUCGAAAUCAAGCCGUACGCUGCUCUUCCCGACAACGAGCGCCCGAUCCUUCUGUAUGCUGGCGACGGUGUGUCCGACUUGUCCGCGGCUGCGGAGACCAACCUCCUGUUCGCGAAGGAAGGCAAAGACCUGGUGACUUUCUGCGAGCGCCGAGGUAUGCCUUACACUACCUUCAAGGACUGGUCCACCAUUCUUUCCACCACCCAAGAUAUUCUCGCCGGUAAGAAGUCGCCGAGCGAUGUGGCCAUCCGGGCGAAGAGCGCUUAG